UUACGAACGGGCUUAUUUUUGUAUAAAGGGUUCAAUUAUUGUGUAUAAACAAGUGUCCGAAGAGAAUAACGAAAUCUCAAUGUCAUUCGUACGUUGUCUAGGUACUUUCGAAUUUCUAGGUUGCUUGUACAUUAUUGACUAUAAUUUGAAGUGAAAAUUUACCUUGAUUUUAACGUCGUUUAAAUAACGUUGUCUAUAGUUUGAUUGCCUACAGAUAAAAUGUGUACUCAUAUUUGUUUUUUAUUCUUUCAAAUAUGAUAAGAAUUCAGCAUUUGCUAAGUAAGUCUCUAAAAUCUUGUUUAAGGGAAGAGAUUACUUUGAACUUUAAAACUUGUGAAACAUCAAGAAUUUUAACAUAUUCUUUAACAUCUUCAGUAAGUGUUAAACACUAUUGUACAAGAAUGUCGUUUGCCCCAUCGAUGCAAGCAAACACAAAUACUUUGAAAUUUCUUGAUUAUGAUUGUGUUGGAUUUGACUUAGACAAUACACUCUUACGUUAUAAUGUGACAAACUUAGUACAUUUGAUGUAUGAAACUUUAGCUAAUUAUCUAGUAACAGAAAAAGGAUAUAGUACAAAAUAUUUAUCAAGGCCAUUGAAUGACAAAGACUUAGAUUUCAUGCAAAAAGGAUUGUUCUUUGACUUUGAAAGAGGAAAUAUACUUAGAAUAAGUGCAGAUGGAAUAAUUCACAGAGCUUGUCAUGGAACUAGUUUAUUAAGUGUGGAAGAAAUUAAAGAAAUAUAUUGUGAUCAAAAAUGGGAGGCUACAGAUGCCUUUUGCAAUGAUAUGUUGUCAACAUGGAAUGGUCCGGUAUCUAUGAAAAUGAGAAGUUCGUUAGACUACUUUGACAUGUCAUCAUCUCUUGUUUUUGCAAAAUUAAUAGACACUCUUGAUGAAGAACAAGGUGGACCCUUGGAUGUCUAUAACGUUUGGCCUGAUAUGUUAGAUGGAUUAAUUGAAAUGUACAACAAGGAUCAUUUUAAACUAGAUAGAGGGUGCUUCUUUCAUGGUUUAACAAAAGAUCCUGUUAAAUAUUUACGUAAAUGCAGUUCAGAAACUAUAUCUUGGAUUCAGGAGCUAAAGAAACAACGUGUUACUUUUCUUAUUACUGGAUCAAAUAUUGAUUUUGUUGAUUUUACUGCUACCUAUGCUCUUGGAGAAGACUGGAAAUCUUUAUUUGAUAUUAUUAUUUGUUAUGCAAGAAAGCCUGGCUUUUUUACAGAUGAACGUCCAUUUCUUGAACUGACAAAUUAUCAAGAGGGUGAUGUGGUAGAAAGUAAAGAUUUGAAACAGGGUGGGAUAUAUAGCCAGGGUAAUUGGAAAGGACUUGUUAAAUUUCUUGGAUGUCUAUCAAAAAAGAGUAAUCCUCGUUGUAUAUAUAUUGGUGAUAAUCUUGUACAAGAUAUUUAUGUACCAAAUGCACGUGUAGAAUGUGAUACAGUGGCUGUAAUAGAGGAACAAAUGUCUGAAGGAAUGGUUCAUCAAAGAUUAUCACAUCCAGAUGAAAAAAUAUUAAAUUCAACAUUUUGGGGUUCUUAUUUCUGUUUAAAAGAUUCUAAAGUUAAUGUGGAUUCGUUAUGGGGGUUUACUAUAAAAAAGUAUGCAAAACUUUGCAUACCUGAGAUAGAUUUAAUAACUCAACAGCCAUUAGGGGAAUCUUAUCCAUGUUUUAGUAAAGAUGGAAAGAAUUAUGAUGGAUAUUAUCCUGCUGUACCGCUCAGUAUAUCAACAUUUUAAGCUCUUAAAUUUCUUUGAGAUAUAAAGAUUGUUUAUUGAUGUGCUAUUAUAUGUGUACUUUAUAUGUUUAUAUAAUGUACUCUUAAUUUAAGAUACGUAUUAUACCAGCUAUAAAGGAACAGUUACGACAUUUGUACAACCAAAAGAAGAUAGUAAAAGAUGAUAAACGAACUUUUAAAAUGAAACGUUCGGAGCAAAGACAACAAGAAGGGCGUGCGAUGGUAGAGAAGAUUUUG
This is a messenger RNA of Hylaeus volcanicus, 1972 nucleotides long. RefSeq names its product 5'-nucleotidase domain-containing protein 1 (gene Nt5a). Bases 255 to 1736 code for a protein of 493 amino acids. The transcript has a single exon. The record is from RefSeq and is a predicted model, not a curated record. Gene Ontology annotation, molecular function: 5'-nucleotidase activity. NCBI's taxonomy places the organism in Eukaryota, Metazoa, Arthropoda, Insecta, Hymenoptera, Colletidae.